AUGAUAAUGAUACGCACGCUGAUCGAGAGGGUCGUGUUUGUGGCCAUGCUGAUCGGGUCUUCCUACUUCUUCCUGGAUUUCAUGUCAAUAUAUGAUGUCUCCAUUCGGUAUUCAAGUCUGCUGGCUCUGCUCCUGAUAUACGUCGUGUCGUACUUGCUAGCCAUUCUGCCGGAGAUAACCAACUCGAUAAAGUAUACCCUAUUUUACAAAACGAGGAAGCAGAAAAUUUACUCGUACUCUUUGAAGAAGGAAGAUUCACUGAGAAGGAAAAGCAACGAUAAGGAUUUAAAGAUCGACCAUUUGGUGGACACCAGUUUUUUGUAUAUGAACCAGGACCAUUUCGAAAAGGUGAACUUUGGCCGUGGGUACUCGCGGGGGGGGAGGCGAUUGUCUGGCGGGGGAAUCGACACGUUUUACAGCGGGGAGGGCCAGUCCAGCGAAGAGGGCUCCUCCUCAGGGGGAUGUGCCCCCAUGGGGGGAAGUACCCCCAUGGAGGAUCGCCAAGCGAACCCCCCGAAGCAACGGCAGGGGCAAAGACGACGAGGGAGAAAAAGAGGCAAGUACAGCAAAAACGAAAUAAACGAUUACGUGUGCUUCAUGCUGAACAAUAUGUUGCACAAAAGGAGAGGUAUCAACAAAUGGAAGACUAGUUACUUCCCAGAAAUGGAGUCAAACACGAACAAGUACACACUACACAGCUUCUACGAUCGAAAUAAACAUGUACAAAAGGACACAGAUUUCUCCAGGUGGCAUAAUUUAUUCCUCAAAUUUAUAAUCAAUAUAAAAGUAGUUUUCGUAAAGUUCUGCAAAAAUACUUCAUUCAUUAUCUCCGAUUUGUUGAUAACUCUCAUGUUGAAUCUCGCUUGGCUUAACGUGUACAAGCAUCUACGAAGGAAUAAUGUGGCUACCGACACGGGUAUGUUUAACUGGAAUACGGAAUACAUCCCUGCCUUCUUCACAAGGAUCGAAGCGUAUAUACAGUACUUUAUCCUGUACGACGUAUGUAUAAAAUUUUUCCUUUUUUUCUGUGCGAAACAUAUUUUAAGUUUCUGGUUUUUGUUAAAUUUACUGAAUAGCCCUUUUUUCUACCUACUAGUUUCGUACUUAACGAAUUGUCCCUUGAGGAAGCAUGGGUGGCUAUACCUGACGUGUCCAUUUCGCUUUCUGAAUUUUUUACGAAUAGAAAAUUUGUUUGGCCAGAGUAACAACCAUAACAAGAUAAACAUCCCAGUGAUUACACUAUCUGUUCAAAUUUUAGUUGUGAUAUAUACCUAUGCAUGUAUCCACCUGUUAAUUGAGCAACCGUGUAGAGGGGACUAUCAAAUAUAUGAUUACGUUUUUUCUGGGAUGCAAACCGUGACCACAGCAGCUAUGGGAAGAGGGACAUGCUUCCCCUACACGUUGCAGUCCAAAAUUACACAUACCUUUUACAUAUUUAUGACAUUCACAUAUAUACACUACAAAAUAAGGUAUCUGAAGAACCAUAUGGUAGAGGAGAAAAAAAUAUAUGGAAAAAUACCAAACAUUGGUGCCAGAUAUUUUGUCAUCAUAGGUCACAUGAAGCCGAUAGCUCUCUAUGUGAUCAUUAAUGAGUUACAAUCCACGUACAACAAUUUAGAUGAAAUUAUUUUUCUAACAAGUCUUCCAGUUAAAUUUUACUUAAAUAUCAUUCGUCUGCUGAACAAAAAAGGGUCCUGUCAAAUCAGUCUUUGUCUCUACGAUUUGAAUAAACCAUUUCCACUCAAAAUAAAAAAAAUAAUUUCUUUCAGUAGUGGAAUUUUCAUAUGCAACAACGUCAUGAAUACACACCAUAACAUAAAUAACGACAUGGAGACUCUAAAAAGGUAUAACGAAAUUAAUUCCCUCGGACCUUUUAAUAAAUAUAUUUCUAUCUUCCUGAACAAUAUGUGUAAUAAUAACAUUUUGCUCAAACGGAGCAAUCGGAAUAUUAUUUGCCUGAACGAACUGAAAAUGAAGCUUUUUGCGAAAACGUUGGAUGACUGUCCUGGUAUGUUUCUCCUCACUAUUCUCUUUUUUAUAAAUACACCACAGAAGUUGAAAUCUAAGCACACGUAUAUUUUGAGCAAAUAUUUUGAUAACUUGGAGGAGGAAGUCAAUCCGGAGACUCCUCCUUUUGGUUCCUCCACUGAGGGGGGCGCCAGCGAUCGGGAGGAGAACCACCUUGCGGGGACGUCCACCCGCCCAAGUACAUGCAAAGGGGGGGAUCGCUACAGGCGAGGCGAAACACACAAACAGUAUACUCUGCACAAACAGCAUACUCUGCACAAACAGCAUACUCUGCACAAACAGCAUACUCUGCACAAACAGCAAACUCUGCACAAACAGCAAACUCUGCACAAACCCUACACACGGAGCCGCUUCCCCUCGAGAUGGCUACACCUGUUCAGUGGAAAAAAGAGCCAGCGAUCCCCCGAGGGAGACCACCCCAACGGUAAGCAAUCCCGCGAGAGCAAUUUCUACAAAAUUGACGUCCGCACAGGGGAUACAACAGAGCAGAGUUCACAACGCACGAAGAGAAGUAGCAGACCAUCCACAUCGAUCCUGAAAAGAGUGAAAAGCAUUACCCAAGGAGGGACAAAAAACAAAGUACCAUUCAGAAGUUUCCUAUCUCACGAAUUCGAUGAAAACAUGUGUUACAAUUCGUACAAUAAUUACUUGCACUAUAUGAAAGGAAUAAAAUACAACAUAUACAAAAUUAAGUUACCGGAGAGCUUUCUCAAUUUCCAUUUUAUCACCAUCGUACAGUACAUGUUCAUGAAUUACAACGCCUUCCUCAUAGGCAUCAUAAAUGAGUACAACGAGGUGAUCCUAAACCCUGUUCAUUUUGUUUACACCUGUCUAGAUGUGCAAUUUAUUCUCCUCACAGAUAAGUAUAACAUUCUACAGAAAAUACAAAACCUGAAGAAGGUGGAACUGGACUGGUUGACUUGUAUAGACUAUGUGAAGAUUAAAAAGAGUGACUCCUCAAAGGGGGGGAAAUACAAGAGUGAGCCGGAACCCAGUGCUGGUCACCACUACUGCAGUGAGAUGAACAAGCUGAAAGGUCAACCCGGGGUUUACUUCAAUCCCGUGUUGAGUAUCCUUCGUGUCGACAAUUAUUUGCAGGCCUUGCAGUUCUUCCGCAUCAGGCGAGAGGGGCAAGCUAGCCAGGCGGUUAACCAGCCGAUGGACCAACCGGGCAAAGCGGUUAACCGGCCGCUGCACAAACCGGGCAGAGAAGCCCACCACGCGCACGACGACUUCAUCAUCCUGAUCUACUGGCCUCAGUCUAUCAACACCUUCCUGAAGGUGCUGCACAAGCGGAGGAGACACAACAUCGUCAUCCUGAGCGACCAAAUUCCGUCGUACAUCCACAACAAUAAGUUAGCCAAGUACAGCAUCUGCUACAUACAGAAGUCGCCGCUGUCCCUGUACAAUUUAAUCCUCGCAGGAAUCCUGCGUUGCAAAAAAUGCGUCAUUUUUAAAAAUUAUUUAAAGUUGAACUCCCAUUAUAACAUCAUAUCGUAUAAUGAAAAGGCCAAAAAUAUUAACUACUUUGAGUACAUGUGUGAACAUAACGACAGUGAUCUACUCAUCAUCUUUAACAACAUACAAAAUAUUUUUCGGAGGAGGGACAUUAACGAUGCCUUGGUGGAUUAUUACAUACGCGAAGAAAGUAAGAAAUCAAAAGGGUAUGAUAAUUAUUUACUCCAAAAAAAAAUGACAAAAAAAAGGAGCAUUCAAAGUGGGCAUGCUGAACAGGGAAACAGCCAUGCUGUGAAUGUCCAACUAGUGCAAAAAAAAAUGGACCAAGCAUAUAAAAAUCUGGUGAAUGAUAAAAAUAAAAAAACGAGGAAAAAAAAUAUUUACCUCCUCAUAGAGCUAAAUAACACACUUUCCGUCCAGUACUUAAACAACGAUGUGUAUACAAAUAUCGACAUUUUAAAAAAAAACAAAAACAAAGUGAUGAAUAUGAACAAGGCGCAUAGUUUGCUCUUCAUCGAAAAUUACAAAAAACAAAUACAAUUUUUUAAGUAUGGGAAUUUGCUUGUGGAAAAUAUUUACAAAAAAAUUGAGCACAUUUUUGUGGACAAUUAUUAUUUCUAUUUGUAUUUUUUACAAUUCACUUCCGCCAGUGUCUUCAUCGAUGAACUUAUUUAUCACUUCAUUGGGUAUACCUUCCCUAUCAAGAACAACUCGCUCAGUAUCGGCACCAUUGAAGCCUUCAUAAACGGCACGUACGCGGACAGCUCAAAGAGGAUAAAAUCUGACUUGCUCCUCAGGCGCAUAAACCCAAAGUACCACUCCAGGAAUUUCUUCUUUCUCUUUCAGAAGUACCUCAAGAAGGGCUCCAUCGUCAUCGGCAUUUACCGCUGCAACGAGGAGAACAACAUGAGCAUCGUCAUCCCCUGCCCCCAGCGCAACUUCAUCAUGCACAAAUCGGACAAGGUCUACGUCAUCGAAAGCGAGUACAGAGCCAAGGAAGGAAAUCCCUAAGGAGAUCAGAAGUCUCGAAAUAUGCAAAUGUUCUCCAUCUGAUGGUGAUAAUUCACAUUUUCGAAUUCGUCUACGCGCGAGGAGUUAAUGGAGCAAAUGUGGAAGCUUUCAAUGUUUUUAUUUUUAAGUGCCAUUUUUU
Molecule: messenger RNA, 4636 nt
Organism: Plasmodium cynomolgi strain B
Lineage: Eukaryota; Apicomplexa; Aconoidasida; Haemosporida; Plasmodiidae
Exons: 4
Coding region: 1-4497 (1498 amino acids)
Source: RefSeq, a predicted model, not a curated record